AAUAGAGGAUCACCAGCAGGUUCCCAACUCCGCUACCAAAGGAGGGAGGAAUUGGCUGAGAAGAUAUAUUCUUUAUAUAUUUUUUACCUUCUUCUAGAGUUGGCAGCAUCAUCUCGUAGGCUAUCAUUUUCAAGGGGUCGACUUUAAAACGAGCCACACCAUUGAUGUCUUAAGCUGUCGUGGAGCAAAGGGAGAGUGUGUGUGUGUGUGUGUGUGUGUGAGAGUGAGUGAGUGAGCGAGUGAGUGAGUGUGGUGAUUUUUUUUUUUUUAAAAAGGAGAGAAGACAGUGAUGGAAGAGCUCACCGCUUUCGUGUCUAAGUCUUUCGAUCAGAAAGUGAAGGAGAAGAAGGAAGUGAUAACCUACAGGGAGGUGUUGGAGACCGGGUCGACGCGAGCAGGAAGCAGGGAGUCUUUAACCGCGGAGCCGGGGAGCCGAGAGGAGGCUGCAGCCAUCACCCGGAACGGUGCGCUCUCGCCGGGCAGGGAAACGGACAUGCUCGGCCCGGAUAGAAUCAGGGACGCCGGGAGCCCCAAACUCAUAGACGGCAACACAGAUGUGAAAGAAAGGAAAGAAGAUUCGAAGCCUUUAGAGGACGAGGCACAGACUAAAAUCAAACAGAGGAGAAGUCGGACUAACUUCACAUUAGAGCAGCUCAACGAGCUGGAGCGGCUCUUUGACGAGACCCACUACCCGGACGCCUUCAUGCGGGAGGAGCUCAGCCAGCGGCUGGGCCUGUCAGAGGCCCGAGUACAGGUUUGGUUCCAGAAUAGAAGAGCCAAAUGCAGAAAGCAGGAGAACCAGUUACAUAAAGGAGUCCUGAUUGGAGCAGCGAAUCAGUUUGAAGCUUGUCGUGUAGCGCCAUAUGUCAACGUGGGGGCUUUACGGAUGCCAUUCCAACAGGAUAGUCAUUGCAACGUGCCGCCCUUCUCCUUUCAGGUGCAGGCGCAACUGCAGCUGGACAGCGCCGUGGCCCACGCGCAGCACCACCUGCACUCUCACCUGGCGGCGCACGCGCCCUACAUGAUGUUCCCCGCGCCGCCGUUCGGGCUGCCCCUGGCGACGCUCGCGGCCGAGUCUGCUUCCGCCGCGUCCGUCGUGGCCGCCGCCGCGGCCGCCAAGAACACCAGCAAGAACUCGAGCAUCGCCGACCUGAGACUGAAGGCCAAAAAGCACACGGCAGCGCUGGGACUGUGACGCCAGGUAGACUGGGGGGCACGGGGCGCGCACGCGCACGCGCUUUCUGCCAUGUCCUCGCGACUGAGAGACACUGAACACAAACGCUUACAAAGUGAAAAUAUCCAAGAACAAAGUGAGAAAAAAUUAUCCAAGGACGAUAUUUAUGUUUUCUUUUUUUAAAUGAAGGACGACGAGUAUAACUAUAAAAAAAAAAUAUAUAGGCUAUUUAUGAGACAAAGAAAAGACAAUGAAAAAAAGAGACUAUGACGUAAUAGCCUAUACAUGUGUGGGGUUUUUUUUGGACGCCAAAUAAAGUGGCGGAUGGAUAGCAAGGCUACGCAGGGUCCUUCUCUGGAGCCGCAUGGCUGAGGAGGGCGGCGGGACACCCUGAGAAGGUGGAGGAGGAUGCAGCUGGCACGGUCGAUACUUUGUCAAACAAGGCGAACCAUUCUGCAGUUGUUCCGUUUUAAUAUUAUAUUAUAAUUGUUAUGAUUUCAUUUUGAACAUAUAGAGGCUGGCCUCGUUAUAAAACACUUUCUCUGUAAAAGGACAGAGCGGGAAUUCUUUGACGAAGCAGAGACGACAACAACAACAACAACAACAAAAAAGGACAAUAUUCUCCCUCUUGUGUUUCUUGUCCACGAUUCAAAAUGCCCAAGCUGUGUUUGCAUGAGUUUUCACGGAUGACGUGAUGUGAGCCAUCUCUCCACCCCUCUUUCUCUCUGUCUUCAUCUUCCCUUCCCUCUCUGAGGAAGGGCCACUCUCACUUGAAUGUUUGGACUAUAUUCGACCUGUUUGGGCCUCCUCUGGUAAAGGUGAAACCAUAGGCGACACACCAGAAACGUGAGAUUAUAUAAUAUAUGAUGACCCUUUUGUCACAGGAUAACCCGUAAGAUGGUGAUUUGUCCCCUUUUAAAGGAGCAUUAUGUCAUCUUAAACACAGUGAACACGCGACCAAAUGACAGUAACACGAGGACGGUACGGGCACGUGUAAAAUAUGUUUAUACACAAGACACAUGCAUUAUUUUUUAUUAUUUAGUGGCUUUAUGAAUGCCUUGUGGGGAAUUUGUUCAUUUUGUAUUUUACUUUAUUUCGUGUAUUAAAAAAAACAUGUGCUUUCUGUAUGUAAUUUUGAUGUUUUUAUAACAGUGAAAGUGAACACUUAUACCUGAGGCACGGGUUUCUAAAAAAAAAAAGAAUACUCAUAAAAUUGUUUUACUUUCUCCAUCACAUGUGCAACGUGAAUCCACCUAAACAAACUGUUUUUCGUUCCUAUAAUAAAUUAACAAAAGUUUCCUUAA
Perca fluviatilis (European perch) is the source of this 2478-nucleotide messenger RNA. It is a transcript of the gene shox2, whose product is annotated as short stature homeobox 2. The record is from RefSeq and is a predicted model, not a curated record. Lineage: Eukaryota; Metazoa; Chordata; Actinopteri; Perciformes; Percidae. Gene Ontology annotation, molecular function: sequence-specific double-stranded DNA binding; DNA-binding transcription factor activity, RNA polymerase II-specific. The transcript has 5 exons. Gene Ontology annotation, cellular component: nucleus. The coding region runs from base 290 to 1195 and encodes 301 amino acids. Gene Ontology annotation, biological process: regulation of transcription by RNA polymerase II.